Molecule: messenger RNA, 1770 nt
Organism: Diceros bicornis minor
Lineage: Eukaryota; Metazoa; Chordata; Mammalia; Perissodactyla; Rhinocerotidae
Gene: HS3ST6
Product: heparan sulfate-glucosamine 3-sulfotransferase 6
Exons: 2
Coding region: 6-1034 (342 amino acids)
Molecular function (GO): [heparan sulfate]-glucosamine 3-sulfotransferase activity
Source: RefSeq, a predicted model, not a curated record
GCCCCAUGGCAGGUAGCAGCGGCCUGGGCGGCGGGGCCAGGGGCCGCCAAGGUGCGGGGGCCGGGCCGGAGGCCGCGCUGCGGGCGUCCCGUGCGCCGCUUCUGCUCGUCGCGCUGGUGCUCGGCGCCUACUGCCUCUGCGUCCUCCCCGGCCGCUGCCCGCCGGCCGCCCGCGCCCCUGCGCCGGCUCCCGCGCCCGCCGAGCCUCCUCGCGCCGCCCGCAGCCCGGGGGCGCCGGGCCUGCCGGUGGCCAGUGGCCCGGGCCGCCGGCGCUUCCCGCAGGCGCUCAUCGUGGGCGUGAAGAAGGGCGGCACGCGCGCCCUGCUGGAGUUCCUGCGGCUUCACCCCGACGUCCGCGCGCUCGGCUCCGAGCCCCACUUCUUCGACAGGUGCUACGAGCGCGGUCUCGCCUGGUACCGGAACCUGAUGCCGCGCACCCUGGACGGGCAGAUUACCAUGGAGAAGACCCCCAGCUACUUCGUGACCCAGGAGGCCCCUCGCCGCAUCCACGGCAUGUCCCCGGACACGAAGCUGAUCGUGGUGGUGCGGAACCCUGUGACUCGGGCCAUCUCUGACUACGCCCAGAUGCUUUCCAAGACCCCGGGCCUACCCAGCUUCCGUGCCCUGGCCUUUCGCCAGGGCCUGGGCCCGGUGGACACGGCCUGGAGUGCUGUGCGCAUUGGCCUCUAUGCCCAGCACCUGGACAACUGGCUGCGCUACUUCCCCCUGUCCCGCUUCCUGUUUGUCAGCGGGGAGCGCCUGGUCAGCGACCCGGCUGGAGAGGUGGGCCGCGUGCAGGACUUCCUGGGCCUCAAGCGGGUCGUCACAGACAAGCACUUCUACUUCAAUGCCACCAAGGGCUUCCCCUGCCUCAAGAAGGCCCAGGGGAGCCGCAGCCCCCGCUGCCUGGGCAGGUCCAAGGGCCGGCCCCACCCCCACGUGCCCGAGGCCGUGGUCCAGCGCCUGCGGGACUUCUACCGGCCCUUCAACCGCAAGUUCUACCAGAUGACCGGCCAGGACUUCGGCUGGGACUGACGGGGCCAGGCCAGGCCAGUCCACCUCCUGCCUGGGGAACGCUCGGUGACCUUAAUUUAUGCCUGCGGCCUGGCCAGAGCAGGCUGCGCACACGUGUUGGGUAGAGAGAAAUAUUUAAGAAGUAAAGUUUGGAUCUGUGUUCUUCCACAGGACCUUGAGCCUGGAGAGUGAGGGCUGGAGGUACCACUGCCCAGGGAAAUGAUAAUCAUACCAGCUAACUCUGCUGGGCACUGUCCAUGUGCCAGGAGUGGUCCAAAACCCGAUCCUCAUACAUCCCUCGAGGUGUGCAGUGAGCCUGGCCACAUGUCAAUAGAUGAGCAACUGAGGCUCAGAGAGGUUCAGGGCCUGUCCAGUGACACACAGCUUAGCCCUGGGAACUCUGAAGGCCAUCCUCAGGCUCUCUUCUCAGCCCUGGGAUGCCGAGCUGGGCUGUCCCCAUGUUCUGGAUGAGGAAACUGAGGCCCCAGGUUGCCCACCUCAGUGUUGAGGCAGGAUUAAAGCUGAGUCUGUCCAACUCUUCUGGCUGUACUCAUGACCUUAGCUAAUUCUCUGUCCUAGCGCCCAGUGGACUCUCCCUCCUGGAAACCUGGUGGAAUUGCGGGACAGUGAGUGUGAGGUGACUGGUAUGUGCAGGGGGUGGUGCCUCUAACAGCCUCCACGCAGCUGCCUGCACAGCCCUGCACCACCUACCCAGGCACUGCCCACCACAGGCCUCACCCAACAGGUAAUGCCCUGG